AUGAGCAGCCACGUCAGCAGCCACGUCAGCUGCACACGGGAAGGUCUCGGUUCAGGAAAGGGGUCCUUGAGCCUUGCUUCAGGGGCGAAGGGGUUCCGUGCGGUGGUGAGCUUUGCGGUUCGGAAGCUGAAGGGUGGUGGUGGUGUGUGGGAGGGGCAGCAUGAGGUCUGUGAAGCUGAAGAGCGGGAUGGGUAUCACGCAGUGGAGAUGGGUGAAGCAGCAAAGGGUGCAGUGGAGAAUGAUGCUGUGCGGUCUAAUCCAGCCGGUGUGGGUGCAAAUGGCAGCAGAGUCCAAACUUAUAACGCGUAUGUGUCAACUGGUGUCACAAAUGGAGCAGUCAGGGCGGUCAGAGAGGACAACGAGAGCAGCAGAGGGGCGCAUGAGGGCACAGGAAGUAGCACGGGUGCAGAGGCUGGGAUAGUAAGUGAAGGGCCGCUGGAACGGCAUUAUGAGUUUCGGCAGGAGCGGUUGGGUCAGGUGUUGGGUGCAGUAACAACAGUGGACGAGGAGGAAAGAGGGGUGGAGGGGUGUAAACCUCAGGAGACGGAGACCCAGGGAAUAGAGGGCGACGAGGGGGGGGAAGAGGAGGAGGGGGGAGAAGAGGAGGAGGAAGAGGAAGAGUUAUUCUUGGAGGAGGAAGUUGGGGAGGAGCGCAAGAGUGUGUUGCGGCGGGGGCUGGCUGUCUCCUCCCGGACUCUCUCCUGGAUCUCCGAUGUGGUUGUCUCGCCCGCCCUCAGCUUCACAGGCCCACCUGUGGCGCGUGCGCUCAACUCCCUGCCGCGCAUCCGCAUGGGAGUUCUCCUAGACGUGGCAAGGAGCGUGCGGGCCAGUGCAGGUGGCAUGGGCGCAUGGUCGAUGCGGGACCUCACCCACGGGCUGUACCUACUGUCGCUGCAGCAUGCAGAAGAGAGAGCGUUGGUGGGUGCCCUUUCCUCUGGGCGCAUGGUCACUGCGUGGUAUCACCCAUGGGCUGUACCUGCUGUCGUGUCGCUGCAGCAUGCUGAGGAGAGGGCCGUGGACACUGUUGCUUCAACACCUGUCACAGACGAGCAAACAGACCUCACCCACGGGCUGUACCUGCUGUCUCUGCAGCAUGCUGAGGAGAGAGCCGUGGACACUGUUGCUUCCGUCCCUGUCACAGACGAGCAGACUCUGAGUGUGGGGUGGAAAGACUGUGCAGGAUCUGAUCUACCACUGCGAGUUCGCCCAGGCAUUCACAACGUGCAGGAUCUGAUCUACCACUGCGAGUUUGCAAAGGCGGCGAUAGCCACAACGCACAGAGCCAUAGCGCAGGCGUGCAUGGUUCGCCCGAACCGCAUUGUCAAGAUCGUACCCAAGGCUCGCUACGGCAGGCCGGCCUACUUCAUAGCUCUGGACGACAAGCGUCGUCUAGUAGUGGUGUCGUUCCGCGGGACGCGGUCGGCGCACGACAUGCUGACGAACCUCGCCGCCCACUCGGUCCUCGUCUCUACUGUUCAACGUGCUGUGGAGAGGGAGGGGGGAGAGGAUGGGUCGGCAACAGAUGGAGGGGAGAAGCGAUGGCAGAGUGAGGAGAGGAGUGAGGAGAGUGAAGGGGAGUACUUUAUAGAAAGCGAUGGGAUGGAGGGAGAGAGGGAGGGAGACAGGGUGGCUGCAUGGAGUGAGCGAAAAGGCGAGACAAGAGAGGAAAAGAGGAGAGGGCGAGGAAUGACAGGGGAAAUGGGGGGCGUGAGUGAGAAUAGGCGGAGGAGCGAGGCCAAGCGACAAACAGAAGAGGAGUCAAACGAUCAAUCACGGGCAAAUUCAAAGCAGAACUCGAAGCAGAACUCGAAGCAGGGCCCAAAGCAGGCACCAAGGGAGGAGACGAUGGAGGACGUGGUAGGAGAGGAGGAGCGGCGGGACAUGGACGAGGUAAUCGCCUUCGGGCACUACGGCAUGGUGCAGGCAGCCGAGACAUUCGUGCACGAGGAAUCCCCCCUGCUGCGCCACCUCCUCGCCCACCACCCGGGGUAUGAUCUGCGGCUGAUUGGACACUCUCUGGGGGCGGCGGUGGCGGCGCUGGUCACCAUUCUGCUGCGCCCGCAGGCGGAGGUUCUGCUGGGGAUAACAAGUGAGCGCGUGCGGUGUGUGGGGUUCGCGACGCCGCCGUGUGUGUCCCGGCAUCUGGCGCUCUCCUGUCGCUCCUUCAUCACCACUGUGGUCCUGCAGGUGAGCUCUCUUGGUGGUGUGAGAGAAGAGGAACAGAGGAACCUCCCCCCCCCCCCAGCUCUCUCUCUCGCUCUCCCCCUGCUGCGCCACCUCCUGGCGCACCACCCGGGGUAUGAUCUGCGGCUGAUUGGGCACUCCCUGGGGGCGGCGGUGGCGGCGCUGGUGACCAUUCUGCUGUGCCCGCAGGCGGAGGGGCUGCUAGCUAGUUUUGACGCGCCUCAAAACGCAGGCGGAGGGGCUGCUGAGGAUUACGACGCUCCCCCCGAAGAGCUUGAUAUCUCUGACUCGUGCUCAUCGGCCCUAGAUGCUCUCUACACCUUCUCCUCCUCUCGCCCCCGAGAAACCCCCGUUCCCUCUUCUCGUCCCCCUCGAUCCUCUCCCUCUUCCCACACUCGCUCUUCCCUUCGACUUUCCCCUUCACCUCCUCCUGCCUUAUCCUCUCCUGACUCUCCCUCACUGCUGACCAAGCUCAAGUCGAAGAGGUGGAGGAAAAAGAAGGAGCGGGAGCUGAGUCGGCAUGAGCUGAUGCUGCUGCAACACGUACAGAUGGAGUGCUGUAUCUCGGACGAGGACUACUCCAAUAGUGCAGUAGUUAAUAAAGGGGAUGACUAUGAGCUACUGCCACAGCAACAGCAGAAAAUGCAGCAACAGCGGGAAGAAGGUGAGGAUAUUGGGUGGGGAGCUGGAUCAAUUCCACUUGGCAUUGAAGUGACAGCAGGCAGCAGCCAAGGGAUGGAUGAUAAAGCCUUCGUCCUUACUCAGGGUUGUCACAUGACCUGA
This is a messenger RNA of Closterium sp. Naga37s-1, 2967 nucleotides long. NCBI's taxonomy places the organism in Eukaryota, Viridiplantae, Streptophyta, Zygnematophyceae, Desmidiales, Closteriaceae. The record is from the annotation of a GenBank genome assembly.